GUAAAAUAGAUCAGAUCAAUGUGACUGUCUCGCGAUUGGCAUCAGAGAAGAUAAAGCAGAACGAAAAGACAUUUGCUUUGAAAAUGACAGAUAUUUCUGUGCCGCGCGUGGAUGUAAAAAAAGAAAAAAAGAGGAAAUUCUUCUCUAGAUUACCCAUACGAACGUGGAAACGUCUGAGAACAAAAGAACCCGCUGCAUUGCGUCCUGAGAGGGACGCAACGAACGAUGUUAAGCUCCAGAAAGUGGAAAACGAGACUGCAAAAUUGAACAAUCAUCUAGAGAAGACAGAAAACGUUGACAUUCACACAAAAGAUCGCACAACCACAAUAAAUAGCAACGAUAUAAAACGGAGCGAGCGUUUCGGAACAGGAUCGCCCAGUGUUGAUAAAUCAGGAUUGACUUCCUCCGAUUUGAAGAGCAUAAAAAGGAUCAAAGACUUCAACGCGACAAGGAGAACAUACGAGCAAUGGAAGAAGAGGACGAGCAUCAAGUAGAAAUCUCACAAGAUAUCUCGAGA
Molecule: messenger RNA, 517 nt
Organism: Mycetomoellerius zeteki
Lineage: Eukaryota; Metazoa; Arthropoda; Insecta; Hymenoptera; Formicidae
Exons: 2
Coding region: 84-494 (136 amino acids)
Source: RefSeq, a predicted model, not a curated record